CAAGCUUCCUGGACCAUGGGAAAUCAAACAUUGCUGGAUGAAUUUGUUCUAUUGGGAAUACCUCAGACACAAGGACUGGAGACUCUACUCUUUGUUGUGUUCUUAUUCAUCUAUUUCUUCACCUUGCUUGGAAAUUUACUCAUUUUUACAGCAAUUGUUUCUUCAUCUACCCUUCACACUCCCAUGUAUUUCUUCUUGGGACUUCUAUCCAUUUUUGACAUGCUAUUCCCAUCAGUAACCUGUCCCAAGAUGCUACUUUAUCUCUCUGGUCAGAGUCCAGUCAUCUCUUACAAAGGCUGUGUUGCCCAGCUCUUCUUCUAUCACUUUCUGGGUUGUACUGAAGGUUGCCUCUAUUCUGUGAUGGCUUAUGAUCGCUAUGUUGCCAUCUGUCACCCACUGAGAUACAUGCUCAUCAUGAAACCUGCAGUGUGCCUGAGUUUGGUCACAGUAUCCUGGUUGGUUGGUGGUCUUCAGUCCAGCAUUCUGACAUCCUUUACUUUUCAAUUAACUUACUGUGGGCCCAAUCAUGUCCAUCAUUACUUCUGUGACAUUCCUGCAGUUUUGCCUUUGGCUUGCACAGAUAACAGACUGGCUCAGAAGGUGGGUUCCAUUAAUGUUGGCUUUCUGGCUCUGAUGCUUCUCUUCAGUGUGUGUGUCUCUUAUGCACACAUUGGGAUUGCUAUUCUGAGAAUCCGUUCAGCAGAGGGCAGGCAGAAAGCAUUCUCCACAUGCAGUGCCCACCUCACUGCCAUCCUCUGUGCCUAUGGACCUGUCAUCAUCAUCUACCUGCAGCGCACACCAAACCCCUUGCUUGGUGCUGUGGUUCAAAUAUUAAAUAAUAUCGUCUCACCCAUGCUGAACUCUUUAAUCUAUUCACUGAGGAACAAGGAAGUGAAGAGGUCUUUAAGAAGGGUGUUUCACAGUUUAGCUUAG
Molecule: messenger RNA, 933 nt
Organism: Myodes glareolus (Bank vole)
Lineage: Eukaryota; Metazoa; Chordata; Mammalia; Rodentia; Cricetidae
Product: olfactory receptor 10N1
Biological process (GO): G protein-coupled receptor signaling pathway
Cellular component (GO): membrane
Molecular function (GO): G protein-coupled receptor activity; olfactory receptor activity
Source: RefSeq, a predicted model, not a curated record